AUGUCGGGCAGGCUUCUUACUUCCGCCUCGUCUUUCAAGGGUUCAUUCGCUCUAUUUCAUCUAAGACCUGCUUCAUCUGCCCUUGAGAACAAGAUAAGGCUAAUGAUUAGUGUGCUGCACACUUUUAACAACCAAGUUUUCUACAUUGAGUUCAUGUGCUCUGUACAACCGGGAGAUGCCGUGCGAUCUAGAGUCAGAGCUUGUCUUACCUUCAAUGCCUUCGUGGCUGGCUCAGCUCAGAUCACCCCAGAGAAUCCCAGAGAUAUAAUAGUAGGUGUCAUCCCAUGCCUCUUACAAUCCUCAACCCACACAAUAACGUCAAAUAUUGACUGGUCGCCCGCCGAUCUGCCUCCUACACCUCGAGAGAUGUCAAUAACCGUUAACUCGCAAGUAGUUGAGCUUGAUUGCUUGAUACCCAGAGUCGUUGAUGUUGAACGCGAAUAUGAAGAUGUCGAACAAUUCAUCCCCUGGGUCUUCCAACACACGGAUCUCAUGGACUGGGACUGCACACAGGACUGGCCAGAGGAGGAACAUCUCUUCAAGAACUUGUUUGCUUCACUAGUCGACUAUAUAGAGGAGCAAGGACAUGGAAAUAUGAUUUCAGAGAUCUUGUGCAAGGAAACGGGCAUAUCGAAUAUCCUGAAACCCAGCGAGACAAUCACAUUGCCCCGAAAAAGCUGGAGAGUCAGUAAACGAUCAUCUCAUAUGAAUUUCAUCUACUCGCAAAGCCAUAUGUUUGCCGACUUGAUGCGGAAUAUCUAUUAUAGGCUUGAUGAUGUGGAUGAAGAGGCCCCGAGGCUUGGCGUCAUACCAUUCCCACGUGAUGUGAGAUACGCAGUGGGCAGGGUACAAUAUGCUGCCCGACUAGAGGGUAAUGUUCACGUUGGGACACGAGCUGAUUUUAUACCAAUAAUCUCUUUUACUGGGUGGUACGAGGGACAAACUUGGAAUGAACUAUUGACGGACACAAUUUGCACUAUGCUGGGACAUCUGACUAUGAACCUAAGAAUAAGUCCGCAUGGCGGUGUUCAAAGUCAGGAGGUCUUUGUUGUUGGUUUCCAUGGGCCGUAUCUUCACAUAUGUCGUGGAUUCUUCUCGCGAGAUCUUAUUGCUAGAGUGCAUCUAUAUGGAUGCUCAGAUGAGGAAGAGUUUGAUCUGGAGUUCACACGGGGUUAUAACCUAUAUUUGAAAGAAGAUUGGCUUGAGGCUAUACGUGCGUUGACCAGACUGCUUAGUUUGGCUAAUCUAAAGGAUCAAGCUGCAACUAAUCGAUCUAAGUCUGCACUAGACAGCGUUGCACAUCCGCGCUUGGAUUCUCUCGCAUAUUCUCUGGCAUCUUUCAAGCUAUUCGGGGCUAUUCCCCACUAA
Aspergillus niger is the source of this 1368-nucleotide messenger RNA. RefSeq lists its product as hypothetical. The record is from RefSeq and is a predicted model, not a curated record. The transcript is spliced from 8 exons. NCBI's taxonomy places the organism in Eukaryota, Fungi, Ascomycota, Eurotiomycetes, Eurotiales, Aspergillaceae. The coding region runs from base 1 to 1368 and encodes 455 amino acids.